CUCCUCCCGCCCCCUGCACACCUUGGGCCACCCGGCGGGUGCACCUGCCGGCGCACGACCGCCACAGGCCCCCAGACUUCCUUCCCCGACGCCGCCGGAGGACCUGAACCGUUCCCCCUCGCGCGGCCCGGCAGGAAGGGGCGGGCGCUGCCAGCAGGCUGUGCUGUAGCCCCACGUUGCCAUAGCGACCCCGGCCGGGCCGGGGACGCCGGAGCGCGCUCUGCCGGCUGCGAUUGAGGCGGAGGCUGCGACACCUCAUCCCGCCCAGGGGCUCGGGAUCCCGGCUCCGCCAGGCAGCACCCUCUGGCCCCGCUGAAGCAGCCAACAUGCCUAUCUUCAAGUGCCCACCCAAGUCACAGCCCCCGUGGAAGGAAUGGGACCAAAAGGCCCAGAAGAAUGGACUGAGACACCAGGUGUAUGCUGUCAAUGGCGACCGCUACGUGGGCGAGUGGAAGGACAACAUGAAACAUGGAAAAGGAACACAGAUCUGGAAGAAGAAAGGGGCCAUCUAUGAAGGGGACUGGAAAUUUGGGAAGCGAGAUGGCUAUGGCACCCUCAGCCUUCCUGACCAAGAGAAAGGAAAGUACCGGAGAGUAUAUUCGGGCUGGUGGAAAGGCGAUAAGAAAUCGGGCUACGGGAUCCAGUUUUUCGGACCCAAUGAGUAUUACGAAGGUGAGUGGUGUAGCGACCAGCGCAGCGGGUGGGGCCGCAUGUACUACAGCAAUGGUGACAUCUUCGAGGGCCAAUGGUGGAACGACAAGCCGGACGGGGAGGGCAUGCUGCGCCUGAAGAAUGGGAACCGCUAUGAGGGCUACUGGCAGGGAGGCUUGAAGAAUGGGCCUGGGCGUUUCUUCCAUCUGGACCACGGUCAGCUAUUUGAAGGUUUCUGGGUGGACAACAUAGCCAAGUGUGGCACAAUGAUUGACUUUGGCCGAGACGAGGCUCCUGCGCCUACCCAGUUCCCCAUUCCUCAGGUCAAAAUUGUAGACCCCGAUGGUGUCCUGGAGGAAGCCUUGGCCAUGUUCAAGAAGAAAGAGGAGCCCAGUGACACAGGAACCAGGAGGCCACGAAGAGGAAAAACAAGGAGACUGAUGCCAGGUGAGGGGGUGGGCACACCUGUCACCCUCUAUGUGGGUGAGGCAGCUCCUGGAGUCUUCUUUGGGGGAGGGUUUCCUUGUCCUUUCUGGUUCCUCCCCUUCAAAAACCAUUUCACUGAAGACCAGUCCAUUCCAGUCCUGCCCAAACCCUCCCAUUUGUACCCUGGGCUUACUGGGAGGAACGCUGCUUGGAGGACUUUUUUGCCCCGGCCCUCCACUUGUCCAGUGGGCUCGUCCAGUCCUCGCUCCUCCUGCUGUGGGUAUUAGGUUCGAGGAGAGGGCACUGGUACAGUGUCUUUGAAACACCAGCUCCCACCACCCCUUCACCCCUGCAGAGACUACCAGAACUUCAGGAGAGAGUCAAGUCCGCAUCUUCCAACUGCUCAAACCGGUGGAGCUCCCACUGGAGGAGUGAGUGCUGACUCCGGGCACACCCUUGGCAUCCUCAGAGAGCACCUCAUCCUCCCAGCACUGGAACAUUCUUUGUCAGUAGGGGCCAGUGCUUCUCUCCCCAGUUGGCCUUGGGGGCCCUCUUGUUACAGCUUUUAUUCUAGGCCCCUCUCCCUGGGUGCAUGAGAAUAAAGGAGAACCUGGUGGCA
Messenger RNA from Myotis daubentonii (Daubenton's bat), 1696 nucleotides. It is a transcript of the gene MORN3, whose product is annotated as MORN repeat containing 3. The transcript has 7 exons. NCBI's taxonomy places the organism in Eukaryota, Metazoa, Chordata, Mammalia, Chiroptera, Vespertilionidae. The record is from RefSeq and is a predicted model, not a curated record. Bases 327 to 1364 code for a protein of 345 amino acids.